GCAUCCGUUCACACACUGCGGGACUUCAACGUCGCAAAGCCAUUCUCGUAGUCUCGCACCAGCCCUCGGUUUAUACAGAUCAUGUCAACCAUCACGAUAACCUCCGCUCCAAGAACGCGAAGAACCGGCUGCCCCGCGCAGGCGAUACCACCUCGGCCUCUAGACCACUUUCAUCUCUUCUCAAGGCUACCCGUAGAACUCCGCCUCAAGAUCUGGAACUUCAACCUUCCACCACCGCGGGUCGUGCCCAUCCGGUGCGGUGCCAAGUCUCUCUCCUUCGCCUCCCACGCCCAGUUACCAAGGCCCUCGACGAGCGGGUGUACCUCGUACACAGCCGUACCCGUCAACCUCCACGCCUGUCAUGAAUCCCGCCUCGAGGCCCUCAAGUCGUAUUAUCUCAGCUUCGGCAUGACACGCAACCCGGGCCAGAUCUUCUUCGACAAGGACCACGACGUCCUCUACUUUGGCGCCCGCGACGGCUACAUGGCCUCCGAGGCGCAGUUCCGCACAGUCAUGGCCCUCUGCGACCCCGAAGACAUCUCACAAGUGCGCCGCCUCGCCAUCAACGAUUCCCUCUUCUGGGUCGACACGAUGUACCAGUCCAUGAGCGCCGCCAACUUGACGGUGGAGGUCCUCAAGCAGAUCCGCGUGCGUAUGCCGAAACUGGAACAGCUCGUCUUCGUGCCGCGGGACGAAAACCCAGUCUACGACGACGAGGUUGAGCUGGUGCCCGCGAACCCGCACGGCGUGCUGGAGCAGCAGAUGGCGAGGCAAAUGGAGGCGGCGAUGAAGACCGUUUGCGACCUGUUUCCGGAUUGGACGCCGCCGCAGUGGUGUAUCAUGGCUCUCGGGUCGGCAUAAGCCCCGGGACCACUUCAAAGGAUGGGCAUUCAUGGUUCCCGAGGGGAACAGAUUUCUACCAGCGUGUUAAGCAACGUACCCCGUUCUCUUCUGCAAGGCAAGGCGGUAACGGCACACUCGCCUUCUUAUGAGCAGGAAGGAGAUGGACCUGCCGCGAGCAUGAACUUCAAGACCAUGUAUUGGGCUGGUCAGACUGCAUUUUCAAGAUACCCUUUUGUCUUUUCUGUUCUU
Messenger RNA from Colletotrichum phormii, 1092 nucleotides. RefSeq lists its product as uncharacterized. Lineage: Eukaryota; Fungi; Ascomycota; Sordariomycetes; Glomerellales; Glomerellaceae. The record is from RefSeq and is a predicted model, not a curated record. The coding region runs from base 82 to 861 and encodes 259 amino acids. The transcript is spliced from 2 exons.